Molecule: messenger RNA, 2319 nt
Organism: Physcomitrium patens
Lineage: Eukaryota; Viridiplantae; Streptophyta; Bryopsida; Funariales; Funariaceae
Source: RefSeq, a predicted model, not a curated record
GGGCGGACCCAUUCGCAUGAGGGAAGGAGGGGGGGGAGGAAGGAAGCACGGGAGCAACGAAUGCUACUCGUAGCAGGUUGCGUAGGGGAUUGAAUCCACCUCGCCGCCGUGUGGAAAUGUGUGUAUAUGUGUCUGUGUCGCUUUCUCUUGCUUUUCUUUUCUUUAAUUGCUCUUCCUGUUACUCUGUCUCUCUGUCGUUCUUUCUUUCUUGGAUUCCCGCACACUGUGCUGCAUUUCUCUGUGUCAUCGUGCGGUAGCACUGUUGGAUCUAUUUCGGACCUAGCGAGAAUCAAUCCAUCGUAUGUCGCAGUGUCGGAUUUGGCGGAACCACGCUAUUCUCAGAUAGCGCAGCGCCUUUUCAUGUUCCGGUGGACGUGAUUGCUUAUUGCCCCUGUCAAUGGCUUCGAGUUCCAGUUACGGAACUUUUUCUGGAGUGCAUCGACGAAGAGAUUCUGAUGCCGGACUAGGGCAACAUAUCUUACAAAUGGAGGAUAUGAGAGCUCAUGAUCUACAGCCUUCUACUUCACAGCCGGAGUUUGAACCUGAUGAUUCAGAGGUCUCACCUCGCAGAGGUUUAAGAUUAGAUGCAUGGUGCUUGCCACGUAUUCCUGUUAUUAAUGAAGCUGCAGUGCGUUUUGCUGAGUCCGCGUCCAAUUUGGGUCGUCAGAUUGCCAAAGUUGUGGAAGAAACUGUUGCUCCACUCCCUCCGUCACCAUCGUUCUCAAAUGCUAGUUAUGACAGAUUGAACAAUGAUCAUGAGAGGAUGCUUCAAGACUUCAUUGAAUCACCUAACGUUGCAGUUACCACUCCUAGAGUGUCUGAGGAUGAAAUCGCUGAGAGCAGCAGUCUCUUAAGCAACUUAGGGGUUGAGCAGGCACAGACCUUCUUCGCGGCAACUAGCAAAACGAUGAUGGCAGUGGGACAACAGAUAUUGAGUGGUCCUCCUGCUGCCUGGCAUGGCUUAGUGACUCGAGUUCAAACCACAUUGAAAGGCUCUGCAGACGACAUCGGCUGGCUUGAGAAAAUACCGGGUUCGUUACCAGUUGAGGACGAUACUGCGGGAUUCCUCGAAGCUCUAGAGAGAAUCAGCCAUGGCGUCCACAUAUUACCCAAUACGGUGACAUAUCUUCUGAUACCAGGUCUGUUCAGCAACCAUGGGCCCCUCUAUUUUGUCGACACGAAGAAGUACUUCUCUAAGCUGGGUUUGGAUUGCCAUAUUGCAAAAAUUCAUAGUGAGGCUGCUGUGGAGAAAAAUGCCACUGAGAUCAAAGAUCACAUAGAGGAGCUUUACUGGGGAGCAAAAAAGAAAAUAGUGAUAUUAGGUCACUCAAAGGGAGGCGUAGAUGCAGCAGCUGCUUGCUCUAUGUUUUGGGAUGAUUUAAAAGAUAAGGUGGUCGGGCUUGCGCUUAUCCAGAGUCCAUAUGCUGGAAGUCCUGUUGCUGCUGAUAUUUUGCGAGAAGGUCAAAUAGCGGAUUUUGAGACUCGACGAAUCAUGGAAAUGUUAAUAUCCAAAGUUAUUAAGGGUGACAUUCAAGCGCUAGAAGAUUUAACGUACGAGAAGCGGCGCCAAUUUUUGGCAAAGUACACUUACCCCAUAGAUCUUCCGACCAUCUGUUUUCACACCGAGGCUAGUCGUUCUCCAGGGUGGGUUGCUACAAUGUCUCAUAUAGCCCAAGUAGACUCUGUAGCUAGUGUUAAGCUUCCAGUAGCCGUUCCUCUGGCUGCUGCUAUGGCAAUCUGUGCCCUUCAUUUGGAAAUCAGGUAUGGGGAAAAGAGCGAUGGCCUUGUGACAAGAAAGGAUGCAGAGGUUCCUGGAUCUAUUGUCGUGAGGCCUGAGAAAAAGCUGGAUCAUGGAUGGAUGGUCUACUCACCUGCACGUAAAGAUCCUCUGGAGCCUGAUGCAGCACAAAUGUGUGAAGCGCUUAUCACUGUACUUCUCAACCAUGACAAAUGGAAACGGCCACAGACUCUUGUUACACCCCAAGCCGAAGCCGCUGUCAGUGAUGCGCAGGAAAAUGCAGGAACCGUCUUAUCUUCUUAGGUCCUGGAUUUGCAAUAGUAUCUUCAUUUGUUUCACAUCUCUGAAGUUGAGAACAAUCUUUCAGGGGCGUCUCGUAGAAAAAAAUUCUGAGGACCUCGCAGUAUAUCUUUAGAAGCUGUAUUACUGCCAUUUUGUUUCUGAUUAUCAUCCUGAGAUUCUCAUAUUCUUAUCAUUUUUUAAUCCACUGCUGUAUACGGAAUGUGCACCGGCAAUUCAACUAAUACUUUUGUCGGAAACUUACAUGUUAGUACAAUUUGAGUUUCUGACUAAUUCUUCGA